Molecule: messenger RNA, 1581 nt
Organism: Closterium sp. NIES-65
Lineage: Eukaryota; Viridiplantae; Streptophyta; Zygnematophyceae; Desmidiales; Closteriaceae
Source: the annotation of a GenBank genome assembly
AUGCCUCGUCUUUACCACCGUUCACAGCUCGCCGUACAUAUCAAGCGGGCUAUCUGUGCCCACCAUGUCGCAAACCCCCAGCUGCGCCACGUCGACCUUGCGCGCUGGUGUUUUACCCGCUUCGGCAUUAGGCCCGACCGGUCGACGAUCGGGCGCGUUCUGAAAGGCGCGGAACGAUGGGUUGCAAUGGCGACGGACAACAACAUUGUCUGUGUGCGGGGCGGCGCACACCCCGCACUUGAGCGCGCAAUGGCCGCUUGGAUUGCCAAUGCGGGGCCGGCCGAGGUUCCCCUCACGCUCGUUACCAUCCGCGAUCACGUUGCGAACAUGGCCCACGACAUAGAUGGUGUUCCGGCGGAAUUUCGGUGCUCCAUCGGCUGGGUACGCCGUGCGUUGCGUCGCCAGGGCGUCCGCUGCCUGAGCGCCGUGGGAGAGGCGGCGGACCAGGACAUGGCCGCAGUGCGCACGACUCGUGAGAAGCUUCCGCAGCUGCUGAUGCAUCUCUCGAUAUCCGCCAGGGAUACGUACAACUUCGACGAAACUGCACUUAACAUCUCUGUCUUCACUCACUUCAUGGAGCAACUAAAUGCCGCCAUGUACGCCGAGGAGAGGAGCAUUGUCAUCCUCAUGGACAAUGCUAGCAGCCACGUCCUCAAGUCUGAAGGGGCCGAGACGGAGGACCUGUUCGGAUUCCGCACGCGCAAGCUCAACAACCUCCGCAUCUUGUACCUGCCACCUAACACUACAUGUUUCACCCAGCCCCUCGAUCAGGGGAUCAUUGCGACGGCGAAGGCGCGGUACCGCGCGCAUUGGCUCAGCGCCUUCACUGCGCAGUGGGCCCAGAACGGCGCCACGUCUGCGAUGGCGAGGUACACGGCGAACCUCUGCAACGUCCUGGCCUGGCUGCUCGACGCUUGGAUGAACAUCAAGCGUCGCACGAUUCAGCGCUGCUGGUGGUGCACCGAGUGCCUGCCGCGUGCGUGGGAGAUGCAGCUUGAGCACGUCCGCAACGGUGGCAACGGCGGCGCAGGCGGCAACGGCGCCGCCGGCGGCAACGGCGGUCCUACUGAGCUCGACGAGGCAGUGGGCGAUGUGGGGAUCCUCAUCAACCGCCUUGGCCUUGGGCCUUCGGCGAUGCCGGCCGCGGAGUUCGUGCGCGUCGACGACAAUCAGCCGAGUUGCGCCGAGCCGGGCGAGGACCCGCUCGCGAUGGAGCCGCCGAAUGUGCCGGCGCCAGAGAUGUGGGAGGCUCCCGCCAGUAUGCAGGCCGUCUAUGACGACGCCAAUCCGGCGUGCCGUGAAGCACGGCGCUACGCGCGCGCCGCGAGCGAAAUGCUCAUCGGCUACGCGAAGGCGACUGGCAUCACCCCGCGUGACCUCUGCGUGCUGUUCGACAUCCGCAACCCCAUCAUCAGGGCCCGGAUGGAGCGCGCAAGUCCGCCGCUCAAUCUGAACCAGACCCCACCUCCCGCCACGCCCGUCGGCUCCACCCCGCCGGCGGAGACCCCUCGCCGCCGUGGGCGUGUGUUGCCGGCGUGGAUGACGGCGCCGAUCCCGCGUUGGGUCAUCCUGGCUCAGUAG